UGGUAACGUUUAAGACCAAAUUUCUGCGUUAAUUGCUGAGAUUGCUAUUUGCACGAUACAAAUUGAAAAAUUCUUAGUGAUAAAUUAUAUAAAAAAAUUUAAAGAAAAUGUAAAUACAAAUAUUGCUGAAAAAAUUAAUGGUAUUGAAAAAUCGCUGUAAAACUAUUAAAUCAAUCGGAUUUAAGCCAUUUGCCUGAGCUCAAAAUAUUUAUCACCAUUAUUUAUCAAUGGGAAACAAAAUCGUACGGUAUUAAGGAUCCACAGCUGACAAAAUUAUUACUAAACUUUCUUUCAAAUGUAUGUAUAUGUACAUAAUUGAUUGUAACCACUUGACAUGGAUUGACCCCGUUUCUUAGAAUAUCAAUUUUGUUCUUUCGUARCUUGAAUCUAGUUAUACGGAUAUUAUAUACGGGCAAAGAUUCCAAUGUUACUGUUGCUGUUUUAACGGUUAUUUAGAUUCCAGUCGCUAGAGUCGGCAUUAUUCAUCGAACUUAUUGGGCAAAUUUUUUUCUAGUAAUAAUUUUGAACUCAAUUCUUUAAUGCUGCUACUCCUGUUUUCGAUCUUUUUCAAUUAAAGUAUGAAAAGUAUUAUUUAAUAAGACAUGUUUGAUCUUAUAGUCUAAAGUUGAAUAAAUGGCAUUGACAUUUUCUUAUAUUAUUCGCAAGUUAACUAUGCGUUUGUUAUCAGCGAAAAACUUCUUUUCACUUUCGAAUUUCCUAUCGCACUCRUCUUUGUUGAAAGCAAAUAAAAUCUACUUGAGUACUUUUUUCUGAGUACAUUAAUGAUAAUAGUGGCGGAGACUGAAUACAAAGAGAACAUUUUAUUCAUAAUUAUUGUUGCUCUCGAAUCUCACUACACAUUGUCAUGUAGCUUGUUUUGUCUAUCUGCUAACAGUGUUGGAUGACGAAACUACUCGCAAGUCGGAAGCGGUCUUUGGAGCUGAGCACACCGCUCCUCGGUUUAUUUCUACGUAAAUAUUGUCGAAAUACGCUGCGACGAACUUUAAUCCAAUCGUUAAGCGCUUACCACCACACAACCAAAUUUAUGUUUUUAACGCGUCGACGGAAGUUAUCUAAAAGAAUCUCGCUUACUGUGGUACAAUUAUGUAUGCUUGUAUUCCUAAUAAUAUUCGUUGGAUUCCCAUUAAUAUUUCGUUAUUCUAUAACAUUACAAAGAGGGAUUCUCUUUCUCACGUUUAUUACAUACCCCAAGGACCUUGACUUAUCGAAACCAGCCAGUGUGGGACUUUUUGGUACGAGAUCUCUAAAUCUUAGCGUGCUCGAUCCGGAUGUUGAGGAACGUCAUGAUGGCGUGCGCAUUGGUGUCUGGCAUGUGCUGCCUUUACACCUAGCUAAACGCUUUGCUAAAGAACUAAAAAUCGAUACGCAACAGCAUGAUGAAUUGAAGAAUACAACAUUUGAAAAUGAUGAAAGUUUGGACAAGCUAGAGCCUAUUCUGAAAUCAGAAUUCUCCGAUGUAACCGCUGAGAAUGAAGCGCUCUUUUACGAGCGCAUGCUGAAGCUUCCGAGCACCAUUGUUUUAUAUCUUCAUGGCAACACCGCUUCUCGUGGCUCGGGGCAUCGUGUCGAGAUGUACCAACUUCUGCGCAAACUUGGCUGCCAUGUACUGACUUUGGAUUAUCGAGGUUAUGGAGAUUCCGACCCCGUUUCACCCACCGAAGAAGGAAUUGUGCGAGAUGCCCUAACAGUAUAUGAAUAUAUUAGAAAUGUAACAACAAAUCCUAUAUUCAUAUGGGGACAUUCUCUKGGCACUGGCGUGGCAUGUCAUUUGUGUUCACAGUUAAAUUUGAAUUUCAAAAUGGAUCUACCGCGGGGAGUGAUAUUGGAGGCGCCUUUUACRAACAUCCGUGAUGAAAUAAGAUUGCAUCCAUUCGCUAGGCCCUUUAAAGAUCUGCCUUGGUUUGAUUUGACAAUUGCGCGCCCUAUGUACUCGAACAAGUUGCGCUUUGAAUCGGACAAGCAUAUUAGCGAAUUUCGGCAGCCGGUAAUGAUACUCCAUGCRGAAGAUGAUUAUGUUGUUCCAUUCGAACUUGGCUACAAGCUAUACCGAACAGCGCUGGAUACGCGGGCAAAAACUUGGGGGCCUGUUGAAUUCCAUCGUUUCAAUGGUGUUGCAGGUUACGGACAUAAGUUUCUUUGCCGCGCACCUGAACUACCCGUGCUUGCAAAACAAUUUAUCGAGACUUAUCGUAACGAAGACUUUUAAAGGCUUUGAAAUGUUUUAAACAUUGGCCUCUCUUAUUUCCCCCCAGAAAAUGCAUAUAUAUCCUGCAGUAUUUAAGGACUUUCAGUCAAGAAUCAAGCCGCCCGGAUGUACUCAGAAGUGGCUCACAAGCUACUGGAUGCCUUUUAUUUUAUAGUUUUGUUGUAGAUUCGUGUAUAAACACGUGCAUAUGCAACAAGAACUUUAGUAUUAUUUGUGUGCAACCUAAUUUAAAAACCUAAAAUAGAAAUGGAGACAUUUAUUAGUAUACAUAUAUAAAAAAAAAGAAAAGGCCGUUGUGUAGAGAUUGCGACUAACUAAUAUAAUUCGAACUGUGAGAAAUUUUAAUAAUAAUUGUUGCUAAAGUCAUGAGCAGUAUGCUAGAUGUUUAACCAUUACCAAAAAGGCAACAUAUGAUAACAAAAUCAUAGAAAUAUUAUUUUUUUGUAAAUAAAUAUAAGUAAAUAAAAAAAUUUUACUUUAUAGUAA
Bactrocera latifrons is the source of this 2713-nucleotide messenger RNA. RefSeq names its product monoacylglycerol lipase ABHD12. Gene Ontology annotation, biological process: monoacylglycerol catabolic process; phosphatidylserine catabolic process. Gene Ontology annotation, molecular function: monoacylglycerol lipase activity; phosphatidylcholine lysophospholipase A1 activity. The record is from RefSeq and is a predicted model, not a curated record. The transcript has 8 exons. Bases 902 to 2227 code for a protein of 441 amino acids. Gene Ontology annotation, cellular component: endoplasmic reticulum membrane. Lineage: Eukaryota; Metazoa; Arthropoda; Insecta; Diptera; Tephritidae.